Molecule: messenger RNA, 2950 nt
Organism: Pyrus x bretschneideri (Chinese white pear)
Lineage: Eukaryota; Viridiplantae; Streptophyta; Magnoliopsida; Rosales; Rosaceae
Product: protein FAR1-RELATED SEQUENCE 5
Exons: 5
Coding region: 324-2720 (798 amino acids)
Biological process (GO): regulation of DNA-templated transcription
Molecular function (GO): zinc ion binding
Source: RefSeq, a predicted model, not a curated record
CCUGAAAAAAUGAAAAAAAAAAAAUCAGAAACUCAGUAGGCUCGCUUCGCUCCUUUCGUACCUGUAGCCUGUAGGUGAGUCAGCCCCAAACACAGCAACUCCCGCCCCUGCGUUUCCGACGGACGGAGAUCGGAAACCGACGACCGGCGACCGCAACGACUUCAUUGCAAUUGCAUCACCCAUAGCCGACUCGUCGUUUUUGAAGGUUAUGGAGAAAAAUGACUGCACAAGGUUAAGUAGCGAGUCGUUAAGUGGCGAAGAAGUGGAUUUGCAAGGUAACUGGAUCUUCUUUGAGAUCUAAUGAUCCAGAUAAAGUUGAAGAGAUGACUGAAGAUCUCAAACUUGGAAUUGAGUUCAGUUCUCAUGAUAGUGCAUAUGUAGCUUAUGUCAAGUAUGGUGCAAAACACGGUUUUGAUGUGAGGAAGCAUCAUAGAAAGACUAAUAAGAUGGGUCUUGUAUCAAGGGUAACUUAUGUUUGUUCAAAACAAGGUCACCGGAGAAAGGAUAAUAAACGGUGUGAGAGUAUAACUUAUUCUUUACCAAGUUCAAGGGUUGGCUGUGAAGCGCAUAUGGUUUGUUUACUCAUGAAAACUGGAAAGUUUAAGAUUAUAUCGUUUAAUGCAAGUCAUAAUCAUGAUUUGAUUAAAGCACCCAUGAAACACAUGCUAAAGGUUAAUCGUUGUUUAUCUAGAGCUCAAAAGGGACAUGUUGCUGACGGGGAAAAAUCAAGGUCACCAAUAAAAGAAACAGUGGAACUAGUGAGUAGAGAAGUUGAGGGGCAAGAGAAUUUUGGUUCCGGGGAUAACGAUUAUCGAAAUUACCUACAGAGAAAGCGGAAGUUAAAAAUGGAAAAGGGAGAUGCUGGGGCCAUAUUGCAAUACUUUCAAAAUAUGCGUGAAGAUAACUCAUCUUGUUUUUAUUCAGUGCAGCUUGAUGAGGAUGAUAGGAUCACAAAUGUAUUUUGGGCAGAUGCACGUUCAGUUUGUGAUUAUAAAGCCUUUGGUGAUGUUGUUUGUUUUGAUACCACUUAUCAGAUAAACGAAUAUGGUAGGCCAUUUGCACCAUUGAUUGGGGUUAAUCAUCAUAAACAAAUUGUAGGUUUUGGUGCAGCUUUACUAUAUGAUGAUAGCAGAGACUCUUUUAAGUGGCUGUUUGAGACUUUUCUUGCAGCAAUGUCUGGGAAGCAACCGAAGACCAUACUUACAGACCAAUCUGCUGCAAUGGCAGAGGCAAUAUUAGAAGUUUUUCCUGAAGCUAACCAUCGGUUAUGUGCUUGGCAUAUUUACCAGAAAGCUGCCAAGAAUUUAAGCCACGUGUUUCAUGCAUCAAAGCAAUUUGCUUGUGAUCUUAGCAAGUGUGUAUAUGAAUAUGAAGAUAAAGAUGCAUGGCUUUCUGCAUGGAAUGAUAUGCUUGAAAAUUAUGAUCUCAAGGAGGAUAAUUGGUUAAAAGAAAUAUAUGAAGUGAGGGAAAAAUGGGCAUUGGUGUAUGAACGACACACUUUCACUGCAGACUUGAUGAGUAUACAACACAAGGAAAGUAUCAGCAAUGUGUUGAAAAAACACUUGAUGCCAAGUCAUGAUCUCUUGUGCUUCUUUGAACAUUUUGAGAAUAUUUUGGCAGAUCGACGAGAUAAGGAAUUACAAGCUGAUUUCAAGAUGAUGCAGACCGUACCUUCACCAGUGAUUAAUGUGGAGAUGUUAGAGCGUGCUGUGGAGGUUUAUACCCCAGAAGUUUUUAGACUCUUUGAAAAAGAGUACAUGGGAAUUCUUAAUUGCAGUGUCUAUAAAAUUGGUAAGUCUGGGACGACAAGUGAAUACAAAGUAUCUUAUAGAUCUCAUGAGCAUUUGGUUAAAUAUGAUGGUUCAACACAAGCAGUUAAUUGUAGUUGCAAGAAGUUCACUUUUGUUGGGAUUUUAUGUUCUCAUGCAUUGAAAGUGCUAGAUAAGAAGAAUGUGAAAACAAUCCCACCUGAUUACAUAUUGAAGCGCUGGACAAGAGGUGCAAGGGAUAGGAGCCUCACUAGUUACCAUGGAAUUGAAACUAGCAACAAUCCAAGGGAGUCUCCUGGGAAGCGUUAUAGCCAUUUGUGCCAUAAUUUUCGUGAGAUAGCAUCCCUUGCAGCAGAAGAUGAGAGGUUAACUGCAUGUGCACACGAUUGGUCAGUUCAGUUGCUUAAAAGUUUAGAGGAAAUGAAGAAAAAUCUUGGCCUAGAUAAUGUACCUGUUCAUAAAAAUUCAGAAGGCGAAGCUUUAGUUGGAGAAAGUGGUGGAACUAAGCAGGUGAAAAUGGUAAAGCACAACGAUUGUGAAAUAACAAAAGAACGUGGAGUUAAAAGAAAGUAUACAGCGAAAUGCCCAUGUAGUAGACUGACAGAACCUGCGGAAACUCAGAAGCAUAUACCACCAACCAAAGGCACACAAUAUGCAGCAAGACAUUGGCUGUUAGAGGGAUCCUCUGUUGGAGCUAGAACCCAAGUAUCAUUACCAAGUCAUAGAUUUGAUGCAAGUGCAACUGUCAAUUUGCAGGGUACUCUGCCUUUCACUCAACAUCGUCAGGGGUCGUAUGUUGAUAAUGGAAACCAAGUGUCAUAUUCAAGUAAAACUUUUGGCGCAACUCCAAGUUUCCUCAAUAACAUGCAUUUCACUCAACUAUGUCAGGAACCUUCGAGGCAUCAUAAUCACUGUUCACAAAGUAAUGGAGGCAAAGAGUCAGGAAAUUGAGCACGUAAUGAAUGCCAAUAGUUGACGGGUUUCAUGGAUUUUGUAUGUACAGCUGCUUGGGAUAUCAACCAUAGUUUUGUGCAUAAUGUGAAAGAGUAACAUGUCGUAUCUAGAGAUUUUGUGCCGCAUAUACUGAAAAUUGGAGCAGUAGAAGUUGCGUAUGUUUUUUAGUUCAUGCUCUUUUACUCUUUUAAGUUGUAUUAAUGGAUAUAUUGGCUUGAAUUUUCCUA